GCGUCCUCCAUCCAUCCAUCCAUUGACGAACGGAAGCACGAACCAACGGACGGACAGUGUGAUAGAUAACCCUUUCAAUGACAUUCAGUCAUAUCAUCGUAAUGGAACCUAGUGGCCCUUCAAUUGACAAAAAGCCGACCGAGACAGUGGCGUGUUUCACAAACAGGAGGACAAGGCGUCCCAUGUACCCGACGAUGAAAAGGCGAUGCAACGCCUUUCUGCCCUCCCUCCCUGGCUGGCUGAGUGGCUGGCGUCCUUCCCGACACGAACACACAACCAAGACCAUCUAACCGCACUCACGCACGCAACUGACCAAAGCGACUACGCCGAUUGACAAAGAACCACUGGCCAGACAGACACCCAGCGAGCCUCAAGGCCACGGCCUCUUUUCAGCCGAGCUGUUGAGGCCGAACUGGGAGGGUCCGGCCAUCCAAGCCUGUUCAUUCGGUCAGGCAAUCGUCAAGUGAGCCGAAGCAGCACUUCUUCUCUCCCGCCGGCACGAAGCCAGUCACGGCUCCACAGCACGCCUCGAGGCGUUGGCUGUCGUCGGGCUUCUUGCCACACUCGCACUCACGGUUGCACUCCUUCAUGCACUUCUUGAAGCACGCCUUCUCCAGGAAGAAAAACGGUGCUGACAGCAGACAGAAACCGCCGGCGCACGUCGGCGGAACCUCACAGACCUCGUCACACAGCUUAGUGCGGAUGGCCUGAAGAAAUCCAGACAGACAGACAGACCCAAUGGAUGUAUUAUCAUCAGGGGGGGUCGGUCGGUCAGGCAAAAGACUCACGCUGACGAUGCCGGUGUGGAUGUGAUCCGGACACUCGCAGUCUCCCGAAGUGUCCUCACACGGCGGGUUAUCGUAGCACCUAUCACACACAGGAGAGUGUUUGUGCGUGCGUGUGGAGGUUACUUACUGAGGGUGGCUCCUGUCGAUGCAGUCCGUGUCGACGUCACAAUGGUCACAGCUGUCCCAGGGAGCACACGUCUGUCGGUCCGUCCUGCAUGUGCCGAAGCACGCGAACUCGCCAGGCUUGCAGCAGUGGCAGCAUGUCACAGGAGGCUUGUCAUCGCACCCGGCUUGGCUUGCAGCCUACACACACACACACACACACACAGCAGACGACAAACAGCUUAACCAUGCCUCCAUCACUGGGUUCCUCUCAGCUCACCACCAAGAAUGCAGCAGCGAAGAGAAGAGCAAGAGUGAACUUCAUGGUGCUGCUGAGUCUGAAUGCGGGCUCGUGAAGGCACUCUUUGUGACGCUUUCGUCGCGCUUGCCAAGCAGAUCUCG
This is a messenger RNA of Vitrella brassicaformis, 1292 nucleotides long. The record is from the annotation of a GenBank genome assembly. NCBI's taxonomy places the organism in Eukaryota, Vitrellaceae.